Molecule: messenger RNA, 2445 nt
Organism: Helianthus annuus (common sunflower)
Lineage: Eukaryota; Viridiplantae; Streptophyta; Magnoliopsida; Asterales; Asteraceae
Exons: 10
Coding region: 1-2445 (814 amino acids)
Source: RefSeq, a predicted model, not a curated record
AUGGUUACAUUUAAUUUGUAUUAUCUCAGAUCUUUCCUAUCCAGCACCGCUUACCAAUAUUUCAAACGUAUUAGAAUUCUUCAUUGUAUUGGUCGUUUGACAGUUGUUAUACCAAUUGUUACCCAAGAAGAGUACAAAAGGAGGCGUAAACUAAGAAAACUAUAUUUGGAUAGUAAACGCUCUAAUUUUAAACGAGUUGCAUCGGAAUCCGCAAGUAAUUUAACACCAAAUACCACUUUGACGUCCACUCCGUACAACACAUGCAAUGCUACAACUGAGGGGCCGAUUACAUGUGCAGAGAGACGUAGAUUAAGGAAGCUAUAUUUGAGUAAUAAAAGAUCUAUCACACCAGGCGGAUCAAUCUCCAAACAAAAUUUAUCUUCGUCUGCUGAUCCCAAAUCCAUAGACCCCAACACGCACAAUGUUACACGUACCCCCUCGGUUUUACCUACAAGUAAUAUUGGUUCUGUUAGAAGUAACUCUGCUCCUCAUACAAAUAUUGUUCGCUUUUCUUUAUCUUCAAACCUCACGGCAACGAAUAGUAUAUCACCUAUUCUUGAAAAUUCUACUUUACCAAGACUAUCUCCGGGAAAUUGUAAAUUAGUACGCAAAGCACGAGUUACCUCUCCUAUACCAAUGAUUGAUUUGUCUACAGAAGAAACUAUAGUUGAAGAUCCAUACAAAGGUGUCUCACAAGAAUAUUUGGACCAUGGUGACCAGUGUAUUACAUGUGACGUAUGUAAUGCAAAGUUAUGGGAUUCAAAAAAAGGCAGGGGUAAACACAAGGAUGGAAAAACUUCCUAUUCCUUAUGUUGUGGAUACAGCAAGGUUGAGCUUCCGGAUUAUAAAGACGCACGGCCAAAUUAUGAAAAACUUUUUCGGUGUGUUGAUAAAGAAAGCAAGCACUUUUUGAAUAACAUUCGACGUUAUAACUCUAUGUUUGCUUUUACUUCAAUGGGUGGUAAGGUUGAUCCGACUGUUAAUAGAGGUAAUGCCCCUUUUUGCUACCGAAUCAGUGGUGAAAACUAUCAUACCAUUGGGAGUCUCUUGCCAGAAAACGGAUCAAAACCUAAAUUUUGUCAGCUCUACAUAUACGAUACUGAGAACGAACUUUCAAAUAGUUCCUCAAAGGAUGCAUCUUCGUCGUCUGCCGCCGCCCUUGAUCGUCAAUUGAUUGAACAUAUAAAGGAUGUUUUAGACAUAGACAAUCAGCUGGUUAAAAGUUACAGAAUGGUCAAGGAUUCUUUUCAAGAUAACCCGCAACUAUCUCUAAAGUUACGCCUUAUUGGAAGAAGGGAGAAAGAUGGUAGGACGUAUAACCUACCAACGGCUGGCGAGGUCGCUGCUCUUAUAGUUGGAGAUCUUGACAGCGCAAUUGACAGUAGAGAUAUUAUUGUGGAAACCCAAACAGAUGGUUAUAGAGUUGACAUCCCUCAUAGAGGUGUCCUAGAUGUUACCAAUAAGAAGCGGCCAAAUUGUACUAUGAGAGAAUUCUUUGCGUAUCGUCUUCAAGAUAGGAUUAAUCAAUUUUCAUUGAUUCUUAAUUCAAGGAGACUAUUUCAACAAUUCUUGCAAAAGAAUCUUAGAUCAGAUACAUAUGAUAGUCUUCAAAAGUUAACAAAUAACGGUCAACAAGAUAUAUCUAAGGCUGGUAAAAGUGUGAUGUUACCGUCUUCAUUUACCGGCGGUGCUAGAUAUAUGAUGCAAAACUAUUUAGAUGCCAUGUCUCUAUGCAAGUGUUUUGGUUAUCCCGACUUUUUUAUAACCAUCACAUGCAACCCAAAAUGGUCGGAGGUAACAAGGUUUCUUAGAGACACCACACUUAAACCUGAAGAUAGACCAGAUAUUAUGUCAAGAUUAUUUAAGUUGAAAUUGGAUGCUAUUUGCAAAGACUUAAAGGAACGCCAUCUAUUGGGAAAAGCUGCCGCAUUUGUUUACACUAUCGAGUUUCAAAAACGUGGAUUGCCUCAUGCACACUUAUGCUUAUUCAUGGAGGAUGAAUAUAAACUUCCUACAGUGGACCAUGUUGAUGCAUUUAUAUGUGCUGAGAUUCCAAACAGAAAUGAGGACCCGGAGUUAUACACACUUAAAAUGCUCGAUGGUGCAACAGUUAUAAAGAACCACAUUGAGCUAGAUAAUAGAAGUGUUGUACCAUACAACAAAAAGCUGUUGAAAAGGUAUCAGGCGCACAUAAAUGUUGAGUGGUGCAAUCAAGCUGGGUCUAUCAAAUAUUUGUUUAAAUACAUCAACAAAGGACCUGAUAGAGCAACUGUUGUUGUUGUGCAAGGGGAUAACCAAAACGAAGAACCAUCAAAAGAUGAGAUAAAAGAGUAUUAUGAUUGUAGGUACAUCUCAGCUUGUAAGGCAUCUUGGAGGAUAUUCUCUAAUGAAGUACACUAUAGGUAUCCUUCUGUUACAAGGUUACCUUUCCAUAUUCCUGGAUAA